Molecule: messenger RNA, 1889 nt
Organism: Sesamum indicum (sesame)
Lineage: Eukaryota; Viridiplantae; Streptophyta; Magnoliopsida; Lamiales; Pedaliaceae
Source: RefSeq, a predicted model, not a curated record
GCUAUCGUUCUUGUUUCUGAUUUAUGGUGGUGCAAAUUUUUGUCUAGUUUAAUUAAUAAUUGAGGGAUCUCAGAUUGUGAUUGAAUGAUACGAAGCGCAUGUGCUCAGAUGCCUUUUGCAAUCAGUUACGGGUUUAAACUUUUUAUUUUUGUUAAUUGAUUUGUGAAUUUUCUAUAAUAUUUUAUGGGCUUUUUUUUGGUGGGAGUUGCUAGUUGAGCUUCUGCGUGAUUUCCUGUUAUUUUUUUGAUUUCCAUUAUCUGUUCCCUCGCGUGAUUCUUUGGUUGCGGCACGUUGUUUCGUGUUUUGGAUGUCUUAUUAACAUGUUAUCAUAUUGUAUCUGCACACAUGUAUGUACUUGAGCAUCUGAGGCUUGGAUCGAUAUAAUUUGUAACUUUGAAUUUGUUUGGGAGCACAUAUAAAUUGUACUGGGUUUGCAUUUUGGUCUCUCCACACGAGUACUUUCUUCAGCUGGGAUCCAGACUUGCUUUUGCUCGAGUUGCAAGAUUAAUUUAGGAAAUGGCGAAAGGAACCAGGGGAAGACGUGGUAUUGCUUCACGACAGUGCAGGCCAACACCAUACCCUUUGCCAUCCUACGAAACAGAGGGCAUGGAGCAAAAGAACUACUCCAAAAUCUUCGAGAAAAAGGACUGGGAAGACGCUACAUGUGCAGUGUGCAUGGAAUGUCCCCAUAAUGCUGUUCUUCUCUUGUGUUCUUCACAUGAGAAAGGGUGCCGGCCCUACAUGUGUGGAACCAGCUUCCGCUAUUCCAACUGUCUUGAUCAGUACAAGAAGGCAUAUACAAAAGUGACUUCAUCCAACAACUGUCCACCUCACAAUUCACUUGAUAGUCAAGCUAUGGGUCCAUUGUCUCAUAGGUGCCUAGAGAAUUGUGAAGCUACAGAGCUUGCUUGCCCUCUUUGCAGGGGUCAGGUGAAGGGCUGGACAGUUGUGGACUCAGCAAGAGAACAUCUUAAUGCUAAGAAACGAAGUUGCAUGCAGGAUAAUUGCUCAUUUAUUGGAACAUACAAAGAGCUGCGAAAACAUGUGAGAGCGGAGCACCCUUCUGCUAAGCCACGUGAAGUGGAUCCCACACUAGAACAGAAAUGGAGAAGGCUGGAGCGUGAACGAGAGAGGGAAGACGUGAUGGGUACCAUAAGGUCAUCGAUGCCUGGUGCAGUGUUCUUUGGUGAUUAUGUGAUAGAAGGAAGUCAGCAUGGUAUUGAUUCGGAUAAUGAGGAUGGUUUUGAUGCAGAUGCCAUGGGGCGGAGUGAGGGCAUUGAAGUGGGUGUCGAUCGAAAUUUGAUGUCUGUGUUUCUUUUCCUUCAGGCAUUUGGUUCUGCUGGUAAUGGAGGACCAAAUAGAGGUAUUAGGCGGAAUGACAGAGGCUCUAGCCAAACCUUGGAUAGAGGUCUCAUGAGAUUGAGCCGUGAAAGCACAGUUGGUUCUUUUGAUUUCUCUGAUGAAGAUAGCAACAACGACGAUGAAGAUAAUGACGAUGGUAGCAACUAUGGUACAUCACUAGCUGGCCGUCUGCAUCGUCAAGGUAGAGUCCUUUUGGGGCGGUCAGGAAGGAGGAGAAGGCGUAGACAGGCGAACGGAGAGCGGGGAUAGGUGUUAAAUACAAUCUGGAGUUCAAUAUGUAGAAUUUUUAGUUGGUAGGCCACUGGGUAGGAACUUAACUGUACUUUUAACAUCUGCAUGCACAUUAACUUCUCAUUAGUGCUCCAUACUUGGAUAGAUUUUAUGAUAGGAUAGGACAAAAAUAUUGAGGGCAAAACAAACUUGUUGGAUGUAAUUUUACCAGCUAAAUCCUCCUGAUUACUUGUCCUAUGAUGUUAAUUAUCACCAUUUUAUUUUAUGUGUAUUCUUAAUGAAAAAUGCAAGUGGCA